Pelmatolapia mariae (spotted tilapia) is the source of this 5888-nucleotide messenger RNA. Its product is annotated as myosin-10-like. Gene Ontology annotation, molecular function: actin filament binding; microfilament motor activity. The coding region runs from base 72 to 3059 and encodes 995 amino acids. The record is from RefSeq and is a predicted model, not a curated record. Gene Ontology annotation, cellular component: myosin II complex; myosin filament; cytoplasm. Gene Ontology annotation, biological process: regulation of cell shape; actomyosin structure organization; mitotic cytokinesis. Lineage: Eukaryota; Metazoa; Chordata; Actinopteri; Cichliformes; Cichlidae. The transcript is spliced from 20 exons.
UGGAUGAGGAGGAAGCUGCAAGACAAAAACUGCAGCUGGACAAAGUGACCGCUGAGUCGAAGAUCAAGAAAAUGGAGGAGGACAUUUUGCUGCUGGAGGACCAAAACUCCAAGUUUCUCAAGGAGAAGAAGCUGCUGGAGGACAGGGUCGCCGAGAUGACCUCCCAGCUGACUGAGGAGGAGGAAAAAGCAAAGAAUCUCGGCAAGGUCAAGAACAAGCAGGAGAUGAUGAUGGUUGACCUGGAGGAGCGUUUAAAGAAAGAAGAGAAAACACGUCAGGAGCUGGAGAAAGCCAAACGCAAGCUGGACGCCGAGACGACCGACCUGCAGGACCAGAUUGCGGAGCUUCAGGCACAGAUAGAGGAGCUGAAGAUCCAGCUGGCCAAAAAGGAGGAGGAGCUGCAGGCUGCUCUGGCCAGGUGUGAUGAGGAGUCUGUGCAAAAGAACAACGCUUUGAAGCAGAUUCGGGAGCUGCAGGCGCAGAUAGCUGAGCUUCAGGAGGAUCUGGAGUCUGAGAAGAUGUGUCGAAGUAAAGCUGAGAAACUCAAGAGAGACCUGAGUGAGGAGCUGGAAGCUCUGAAGACUGAGCUGGAGGACACGCUGGAUACCACGGCCGCCCAGCAGGAACUCAGGAGCAAGCGAGAGCAGGAGGUGGCAGAGCUGAAGAAGGCCAUUGACGAGGAGACCAAAAACCACGAGGCUCAGAUCCAGGACAUGAGGCAGAGGCACGCCACAGCGCUCGAGGAACUGUCCGAACAGCUGGAGCAGGCCAAGAGGUUCAAAGCCAACCUGGAGAAGAACAAGCAGUGCCUGGAGAAUGACAACAAAGAGCUGGUCUGUGAAGUGAAGGCUCUGCAGCAGGCAAAGACUGAGUCGGAGCACAAGAGGAAGAAGCUGGAGGCUCAGCUGCAGGAGUCAUUGGCCAGGGCCACCGAGGUGGAGAGAGCCAAGGGAGAGCUGGCCGAGCGCUCCCACAAACUCCAGACGGAGCUGGACAACGUGUCUACUUUGCUGGAGGAGGCAGAGAAGAAGGGCGUUAAACUGGCUAAAGAAGUUGAAAACCUGAACAGCAAACUGCAAGACUCUGAGGAGUUGCGGCAGGAGGAGACGCGUCAGAAGCUGAACCUGAGCGGCCAAAUCCGCCAGCUGGAGGCGGAUAAGAACAACUUGCUGGAGCAGCAGGAAGAGGACGAGGAGGCACGACGCAGCCUUGAGAAACAGCUGCAGACCGUGCAGGCUCAGCUGUUUGAGACAAAGAAGAAGUUGGAGGAGGAUGUGGGAGCAAUGGAGGGUCUGGAGGAGGUGAAGAGGAAACUCCAGAAGGACAUGGAGCUCACCAACCAGCGUCUGGAGGAGAAGACAAUGUCUUUGGACAAGAUGGAGAAGACUAAAAACCGACUGCAGCAGGAGCUGGAUGACCAGAUGGUGGAACUGGACCUCCAGAGACAGAUCGUGUCCAAUCUGGAAAAGAAGCAAAAGAAGUUUGACCAGAUGUUGGCUGAGGAGAAGACCAUCUCUGCUCGUUACGCUGAGGAGCGCGAUCGCGCUGAGGCCGAGGCCAGAGAGAAGGAGACCAAGGCUCUGUCGAUGGCCAGAGCUCUGGAGGAGGCCUUGGAGGCCAAAGAAGAACUGGAGAGGUUUAACAAACAACUUCGUGCUGAAAUGGAGGACUUGAUGAGCUCCAAGGAUGAUGUGGGGAAGAAUGUCCAUGAGCUAGAGAAGUCCAAGCGUACGUUGGAGCAGCAGGUGGAGGAGAUGAGAACACAGCUGGAGGAGCUGGAGGAUGAGCUGCAGGCCACAGAAGAUGCCAAACUCCGUCUGGAAGUCAACAUGCAAGCCAUGAAGGCUCAGUUUGACCGAGACCUGCAGGCCAGAGAUGAGCAGGGCGAGGAGAAGAAAAGAGCGCUUGUCAAACAGGUACGUGAGAUGGAGGCAGAGCUGGAGGACGAGAGGAAGCAGAGAUCUGUGGCUGUGGCAGCCAAGAAGAAGCUGGAGAUGGACCUGAACGAGCUGGAGGGUCAGAUCGAAGCUGCCAACAAAGGCAGGGACGAGGCAAUCAGACAGCUCCGGAAACUACAGGCUCAGAUGAAAGACUACCAGAGGGAGCUGGAGGAGGCCCGAGCCUCCCGGGAUGAGAUCUUCGCGCAGUCCAAGGAGAAUGAGAAGAAACUCAAGAGUCUGGAAGCUGAAAUCUUGCAGCUUCAGGAGGACCACGCAGCUUCAGAGAGGGCCCGUCGACAUGCUGAACAGGAGAGGGAUGAGCUGGCUGACGAGAUCUCCAGCAGUGCUUCUGGAAAGUCGUCACUGCUGGAGGAGAAGCGGAGGCUGGAGGCUCGCAUCGCCCAGCUGGAGGAGGAGCUGGAGGAGGAGCAGGGCAACAUGGAGCUGCUCAAUGACCGCUUCAGAAAGGCCAACCUGCAGGUCGACACCCUGAAUACCGAAUUGGCCGCAGAGCGCAACACUGCGCAGAAGAGUGAGAACGCCCGCCAGCAGCUGGAGCGACAAAACAAGGAGCUGAAGGCCAAGCUGGCAGAGCUGGAGGGGGCUGUCAAGUCAAAGUUUAAGGCGUCCAUCACUGCUCUGGAAGCCAAAAUCCUGCAGCUGGAAGAGCAGCUGGAGCAGGAAGCCAAGGAGAGAGCGGCGGCCAACAAAAUCGUCCGACGUACAGAGAAGAAACUGAAGGAGGUGAUGAUGCAGGUGGAGGAUGAGCGUCGUCAUGCCGACCAGUACAAGGAGCAGAUGGAGAAGGCGAACUCUCGCAUGAAGCAGCUGAAGCGUCAAUUGGAGGAGGCGGAGGAGGAGGCCACCAGAGCAAAUGCCGCUCGCAGGAAGCUGCAGAGGGAGCUGGACGAUGCCACCGAGGCCAGCGAGGGUCUCACCCGAGAGGUCACCUCGCUGAAGAACCGCCUCAGGCGCGGCGGUCCAGUCAGCAGCUUCUCCUCCGGCCGCUCAGGCCGGCGCAACCUCAACUUGGACGGCGCCUCCGUCGAUAUGUCAGACGACGACGCAGACAGCCGCUCCGGCGACUUUAACGAGACGCCAAACACCAACGUCGAGUAACCGCAGCAGCGACCGCCUCUUUCCUCACCCCACUCUUUUCCCCAACUGUGUCUCCCCCACCCCCAAAGUCCACAUGGACUCAUCUCAAACCACUCAGAUCAGAGCGAUGAGAGGUUUCUAUUCAAGCUGGGCGGAGCAUGCCUGGCAGUCCUUUUUUUCCCCAUCCGUCACCUCUGCAGGGAAAAUCCACCGCCCUCCUCAAGGAACGCCUCCGAUCCGGAGUGCCACGGGACAAACGGACACUUCUGCCUUACUCCGUUCUCCUCUGACAAGCUGCUAGUCCUGGCUCGUCCGUCAGCAUCAUCUCAGCAUCAUAACCCUUACACCUGCCCCGUCCCAUCAGAAAUCAUCUGCUCUGCUUUUUAGGUACAAAGUGCUUUUUAUACAAACGAAACUCUACGUGUAGGCAAAGGUUGUGAGGUGUGCGCACGUCACGUCCGUCAUGUGACCGCGACUCAUACUGGAAAUGCAGGACUACAAGGAAAAGUGUCUGACUCUGGUGUUUUAAGUGUUCUGCUCACUCGUCAUGCAAAAGCCAUCUCUCACCUCACACGUUCCCUCCAUCCAGUGUUCUGAAUGACUAAAGCCUAAAACCCCACACAAACCAAGGUCACUGUGGCCUCCGGACGGCAGCGCCGGCUGCUUUUGUUGCAUGAGUCUCUUUCUGACGAUGUUUCUUGUUUGGCUUUUACACUGCAGCACUUACGGGAACAACUAACAUCUCGAGACAUGCAAUAGAAAAAACACAGACUCUGAAGUGAAAGUAUGUUACUGUGAAAACAAACAAAAAAAGAGGUAUUAUAUUUUCUCUGUGGCUUCAUCUCAAGAUGUAAUAAAAGAAUGUCUCGCUGGGUUUUAACUGGUUAUCUGAAGCUAACGACCUGUCCUGUGGAUUGGCCUGAGCCGCGAAUGAUGCACCGAUGCUGGAACGUGCACAGUACUGCACAGAGAAUUCAAACUUAAAGCCAACAAAGAGGAAAGAAGCUCAAACCGGAAGCACUAAAGCUGCACUCAGUACGACACUAAAUGGUUGUAAACACGUGCUCCGAUUAGACGUGAAGAUUAAAACUAGUCACCUUAUCACCACAUUUACAGUGUUUGUGCUCAGCCUUGCUUUGUAUUACCUUUAAAUUGACUUUAUGCUAUGAUUUGGUAAAACGUAUACUGUAAAUAAAACUGAAAAAUUCAAGACUACAGACGUCAACAUUCAGCAAGCAUUAGCUUUUCUCUGAUCUUUAAGAAGCAAAGGUGUGAUUUAACAACACUCGACUGCUGUUACUGAAACACUCACUGUCAGCUGGAUGAAGAAAUAUUAACAUUUUUAAGCCAGCACGGACAAAAAGUCUCAAGUGCCUGAGACAGAUGUUCGUCUGCCUGGGCCAACCCAAAAACCUCAUCUCUCCAGAGCGUCCCAGGUCAGCCCUGGGGUCUCCUCCAGGAGGACAUGCCCAGAACACCUCAGCUGGCUUCUUUAUACGUGGAGGAGGAGAGAGCUCAUUACUGUCAUGUUCUGAAGAUCACAGUUACUUCCUCCAGAGGCCAUCUGAGAAUCUAAUACAGGUCAAACGUAGGCAAAAGUCCCAUAAAGAUGGCAACAGGAAGCUUGUUUGACAGGUAACCCUGAGUAUUAAUGUCGCCUAUAUUAAAUAUGUGAAUGAAACAGGCAUUACAGGCUGCUUUCAGCUGAAGACCAGUUUAAAAGUGUAGAUGGAGUUGGAAAAGAGUGACUCUGUAGUCUACACUCCUCUCUGUAUUGCAAUGGUUAAGUUGCAUUGUGGGUAAUGUAGGCACCGUGAGGAGUAAUGGUGGUUUUAGUGCAUCAGUUUGGGUAAAUUUAUUUUAAAGACAUCGGUCGAGUUCCCCUUAAAUACUUCUCGUCUGCGCUGGCUUGUAAUUUCAAAUAAAAACAGAUCUCAAAAGUUUAAAGAAAAUAUUUUUCUUUCUUCAGCAAAAUGAUUUAACAGAGUGUGCUGAAAAACCCUCAGAACAGCAGUAAAACACAAAUCAGCACCUACAAACGAUAUUUUGCGAGUUUAAUCCCAAAUCUUCAGACCUCUGACAGAUCUGAUCAAGCACUCAUUCUUCAUUCAUUACAGGUUGUCUGAAUUCAAGGUUUUUUUUUUCUUAGCUCUGCUUUAUCUCCAGCAGCGUCCACAGUGUGAAAACCACACGCCAGGGCUCCCAUAUCCACCACCUGUGCCCAUCAAUGGCAGACUCCUGUGCCCCCUCCCUCCUCAAACGUCAACACUAAACAGUAUGUUUCUUUAAAAGUGCCUUAGACACUAAAUAAGAACAUAAGCGGGCAAAGCUUCCUCACAGAGGUAACAGGUACAUCAAGAAGAAGAUACUCAACACUUCAUUUUGCUUUCUUUUCUUUUGUAUUGUCGCCGUGCUUCGUAUCAUCAUAUCCACCGUGUACCUCUGCGUUUGUAAUAUCCUCCUAGCUAGAGCGUGUGGGUCAGAAUCAGUAUUACAGUAUUAUGAUUAAACUAACAUGAGAAGCGGAGCCCCCUGCAGCCUCAUUUCCCCACGUUACUCUCAUGCUAAGCUCGUUUCUCCCCCUCAGGCGAAGGCUUAGCACAUUACUGUGGGAACUGAUGCACUGCACAGGAUGCAAUUUGGUUGGAAGCUUUAACAUUCACUAGUAGUUAACUCUGUUUUCUGUUAUUAUUAUUAUUAUUAUUAUUAUUACCCAGCUGGCUGUUGACAACCAGGCGUUCAACUGCAAAUACUCUCAUCAUUGUUAUUUCUUGUAUACCUGUAUUUCUAGACGGUGAUUUUUUUCUGUUUUUGUAAAAGGAAAAUAAAGCAUAUUCAAUGUAACUGUUA